Ramularia collo-cygni is the source of this 1275-nucleotide messenger RNA. RefSeq lists its product as uncharacterized. The record is from RefSeq and is a predicted model, not a curated record. Lineage: Eukaryota; Fungi; Ascomycota; Dothideomycetes; Mycosphaerellales; Mycosphaerellaceae. The transcript has 2 exons. The coding region runs from base 1 to 1275 and encodes 424 amino acids.
AUGGGCGCCGGCCGUGGAUCAUGUCUGAACAGAACCAUUGCCUCCAUCCUCGGUAUCGCCAUCAUCGCCACCAUUGUCGCCGUCUGUGCCGUCUACAUUCCCAAAAACCACUAUCGCCACCACGACCACGACCAAGCCUUGGGCGACCCGUCCUCCCACGACUCUCCUUCUUCUUCUUCUUCUGAUGAUAACGACAAGCCCGCCCUAGACCCGGCCUCCAAAGACUCUCCCAACGAUAUCCCCGCACAUCCUGAAGAGGUCGGCAUUGAUAAUGGAAUGCCUAAAGUCACCAACAAAGAAGCCUUCAAGAAUGGUGGUGCCGCCAUCCAUCCCACCAAGACUGGUGGCAAUGAGGAUGCCAAGGAUGAAUACCAUCUGUAUAAAGGAGAGUGGACCGAGUUUCCCGGUAGUGAGGACUGGGUGAGUUUUGACGAGAUGUGGGACUCGAAUCUCCCCAGUGUGAAGACUGCUUGUAAAGAUCAUGGAUGGGGGGAUGAUAACUCAAAAGAUGAAAAUGAAAUGAUCAAAUCCCAAAUCGACUACAUCUCCAAGGCAUCUCUCAUCGACCACCGCUUCAUCCUGGCCAUCAUCCUACAAGAAUCCAAAGGAUGUCUCCGCGUCACCUCCACAGACUCCCUGCACGGCGUGCACAACCCAGGCCUGAUGCAAUCCCACAACGGAAGCUCCUACACCACCUCCGACGACGCCGACGAACGGGAAAAGAGCAUCCGACAAAUGAUUCAGGAUGGCGCCCAAGGAACCAAACAGGGCGAUGGAUUGGUACAAACGCUCAACAAAUUCGGCAACGUCUUCUCCGCUGCUCGCGGGUACAAUUCGGGAGAUGUGGGCAAGAGUGGCGAUUUGGGAGAUGCGAUUGGUAGUACGGCGUGUUAUGUCAGUGAUGUUGCCAAUCGCUUAAUGGGCUGGAUCGCGGUCGAGAGUACGUGUAGUGAGGAGGCGUUGGGGGUGGUGCAGAGUGCGGGGAAUGCGUGGCAGGCGGGAACUGCGUGGCAGGCUGGGAGUGAUGAUGAUUGGGCGGCGCCGGCGGCGAGUGAUGAUAGUUGGUCGGCGCCGGCAGAUGGAAGUGCGAGUGCGGAUGAUGGGCAGUGGAGUGCGAGUGGUGGGGACACAUCUUCCACCACCACGACUACGGGCACGACUUCGACGGGCGCGAAUUCGGAUGGCACCUAUAGUGGGGGACAUUGGGAUACCAAUGGGAACUACGUCCAGGGGGGUUCGACGAGGAGGAAGAGAGGCGUGGUGUUUAGGAGUUGA